Messenger RNA from Neocloeon triangulifer, 4622 nucleotides. RefSeq names its product E3 SUMO-protein ligase ZBED1. The transcript is spliced from 9 exons. Bases 3211 to 4569 code for a protein of 452 amino acids. The record is from RefSeq and is a predicted model, not a curated record. Gene Ontology annotation, molecular function: protein dimerization activity. Lineage: Eukaryota; Metazoa; Arthropoda; Insecta; Ephemeroptera; Baetidae.
ACCUAAAACCUAAAAAAUUUAGCAUCACCUAUUAAAAAUUUUGUCAGGUUACAAAAAAUUCGUGUCAUCAAGAGUGGUUUGGAGUUUGAUAAUGACUGAAAAAAAAUUUUGACAUAAAGAACUGAACUGACUUAGGAGUUCGGAAGUUUUCGGAUCAGAACGUUGCAGAAAAUGAGUUAUGAAAAAAGGCGGAGCUUCUGAAACCUCAAAUCUUGUUGCCUCAAAUGUUGUUACGGUGCUACAAGUAUACAAUGUUAUCAAAUAGAAAACUGCCGAUGCCGAUACAAUAUCGAAUCCAAUAAUAAUUCCAUAAUAACCGAUAUGUACUCGACUCGAUUGCAGCUGUUGUCAGCCACAACCCACAACAGCCAAAGAAGACAAUAAUCAAUAAUUUUAAUAGCUGUCAUCGUGUUUUUAUUUUGACUUGAACCGGAUUGAACUUUUAAUAUAAAGGAUGGGUCGUAAGAGGAAACUAAAACAUUGCCUGCCAAAGAACACGCAAGAUGAGGUCCGAGACCUGAAAUAUAUUCGCUUGGCUUCAUCAGCUAAAGCAAAAACUUCCAAUACGACUGCCACAUUAUUGGAUGGAGCCCCAGGAAUGAGCACAAGCGAGGGACGAGUCAUUUCUCACAACACUUUGGAUGUUUUUUUAGCCUCGUUGAUUGUCAAAGCAAACUUACCAUUCGAUGUUGUAGAGCAUGACUUAUUCCGAGAAUUUAUGUUAUACAUGGUCCCCUCCUAUCAUGUUCCCCAUCGAACAGCUGUAUCCCACAAAGCAAAAUAUAAUGCCAAAUUAUCGAACAUUAAUUUUUAAUUAAUUAUCAGUCAUUAAUGAUUAAAAAUUAAUGUCACAUUAAUUUAUAAUUAAUUGGUAAUCAAUUAAUGACUACAAUUAAUUUAACAUUGUUGGAUAAUUAAUGUGUACAUUAAUCUGAACUGUUGAAAAUUUUCCACAGAUAAUAAUUUUUUAUCAUUAAUUCAUAAAUAGUUAUUAAUUAAUUAAUCAAAUUAUUUAUGUUAAUUAAUUGAAAAUUACUUAUUUCAAUUGAUGAUACAUUGAUUAAUAAUUAAUGAUGUCAUGAAUCAGAAUCGAAGAAAAUUUCCAAAGCAAAUAAUUUUUUUAAAUAUUAAAUAAAUAGUUAUAAAAUAAUGAUGCACAUUGUUUAUUUAAAAUAAUUAAUAAUUAAUUACCACAAUUAAUUUGACAUUGUUAAAUAAUUGAUGCGUUCAUUAAUCAAAAUUGAAUAAAAAUUUUGAAAGUUAAUAAUUUUUGUCAAUAGUUAUCAAUUAAUGCAUUAAUUAAUUUAAAAUUUUUAGGUUAACUAAUGAAAAAUUAUUGACCCUUAGUAAUGAUAUAUUGAUUAAUAAUUAAUUAGUUCAUUAAUCAAAAUUGAAGAAAAUUUUCUAAGUUCAUAAUUUUAUUUCAUUAUUUGGUAAAUAGUUAUUAAUUAAUUACUCUAAUUAUAUAUAUUAAUUAAUUUAUAAUCAAUGACAAAUUAAUUGGUGAUAAUUAGACAAAUUUCAGUGCGCGUGAUCAGAAUGGGUGGGGGAAAGCCGCUAUUUUCAAAAUCGACAAAGUGACUGUUGACAACGGUUGGGUCGCUCAUACAACUGCCGAUUUUCGUCCAAUUUCGGGCCGAUGCAAGUGCCGCGCGGGGGUUAUGGGCCCUUUCGCGGACGCUUAAGGUCACCACACGCCUUCCUCAACGUUUGCCCUCGCAGGAAAUGAAGGUUUGACGCUGGAUCUCGACAUUUUCGCAGCCGCGCCGUGAGUUUUGGCAAAAAAUUUGGGCCGCGAUGUGAUCGAGUCCCCGUUUGUGCUUCUCGCCGCGCUGAAGCCGCGUGUUGGAAGGAAAAGUAAAAGAUUUGAUAGAGCAGCGCGCCGCAUCGAGACGGAUUUUGCCACAUUUGAUUGCCAGAUCCCACCCUGCACCUGCCCUGUGAGGAGAUGAAUCUCUUUCGCCCUCGCAAAUCUCUCGAGAGACAAUUAAAAAGAGCGGUCAUGCCAGCGCAGCUGACAAUCGGAUGACUUCGACUUCCCGUCACGCUGCCGAAUGACUUUUGGAAAAGAAUAUUUUUUUUUAUAUUUUUUAGGUGGUCUGAUUAAAAGUAAAAUCGAGGAAUGAAGCCUAACCGUCUGCAGUUAAAAAGAAUUUUGUAGCUUCCUAAAUUUCUGCCGACAUAAUAAAAAGACUCCGCCAAUCCUUAUUGUGGACACAAAAAUUGGAGGUUUUUGUACAAAUGGCCUGCCUAUUAUUUGAGAUGCAAGACGGUUUCCAGGGACAAUUUCGUCCAAUGAAUGAAACCCGACGCAGUUGUUCAGCGUAAAGAACGUGAUAAUUAUAAAAUUUUGUGGCAAUAAUUAUUGUUUUUUUGUAAAUAAAUUUAAUAGUCUUAUAAAACAAUUAUUAUCUUUCUACUUAUUUCAAUUUCAGACAUUUUGGAUCUAUGGAUUUGUCUGCAAACUUGUGAGUAUCUUACAAAAUUUGUUUCGGAUGUCAUGAAUUGUUGUGAAUUUUUAAUUUCAACUUAAAUAAAUUAUAAAAAGUUUAUAAUUAAAUAAAAUAAUUAAAGACAAGGAGAUACGGAAAAUUAAUAAUAAUUCAUUUAGUUCCCACAUUUUAACUAUUGAGUUUUACGGAGCAUUUAGUAUUUAAUUUUUUAGUGUUUUCAAUUGUAUAAAAAAAGUUGUCACAACAGUAAAUGCAACCAAAAUAUUGUAAGAUAUACCAAUUUUACAGUCAAAUUUUAAUUAACAAAAAAUUAAUUAUGAAAUGAUUUAUUAAUUAAUUAAAAAAUUAUUUAAACAUUAAUGACUAAUUAAUUAAAAAUUAAUUAUACACUAAUUAUGAAACAUUAGUAGCUAUUUUGAGCAAACCAGUAUUAAUUUAAACAAUAAUUUUGAAAUGAUGCGUAAUUAAUGUUGCUCAUUAAUGAUUUCAUUAAUGCCACACUGUAAAAAAAGCGUCACACAAAAUUAAUGAAAAAUUAAUGGAGUGCAUUAAUGCAUCAACAUAUUUAAUUAAUGAAAAAUUAAUUUUUAAUUAAAUUUUGCUUUGUGGGAUGUAAAUGCUAUUAUUUCAUAAAUUAUUUGUAAAGUAUGUUUAAUAAUUCCUAUAUUUAAAGAUCACAUCAAAAAUUGAGCACGUCUACGAAAAAGGAAAAGAAUUUGUAAGUGAACUGACGGACGGGAAAAGGUUAGGACUGACAAUGGACCUUGCAACUCUGACAAACUCAACCCGCAAUUUCUUAAUUGUUACAAUGAAGUGCCUAGAUAAAUUUGAUGCUCUGACAUCAGUUACUUUGGGCGCAAUUCACACUGAAAAUAGAGGCACUGCAGAAAAUAUAAAGGAAAUUGUUACUGGCUGUUUCCAAGCCAACAAUAUCUCAGAAUCUCAGAUAGUGGCAAUCACAACAGAUGGGGGCAGCAAUUUAAUUAAAGCUGCUGAUUUAAUGGACAAAGACCACAUUCCUUGCUUUUGCCAUGUUUGUGAUAAUAUUGUUUCAUCAGCCUAUUCACAAUGCCGAGUGUUGAAUGUGCUUGUUGAUGAUGUGAAAGGAGUGGUUACGUACUUUAAGCGAAGUUCCUUAGCCAUGAACAUUUUGAGGAAGAAGCAGAGAGAAGCAACUGGCAAAAGCCUAGAACUCAUUCAGGCUGUAAAAACGAGGUGGAAUAGCACAUAUGCUUGCAUAAAGAGGUUUUCACAGCUCUACCCUUAUGUCUCAAGCGCAUUAAAAGACCCACAAAUAAAAAAAGUAAAAAGAGAUGGGUCAACAGAAGCACCAAAGAUCACAGACGACACAGUUGAAAUCUUAAAACAAUGUCUUCCCUUACUCCAACCCUUUGAUGUUAUCACCAGAAAACUCUCCAGUUCAGAGAAAGUCACCAGCAGCACUGCGUUAUUUUCAGUCGAAUACCUAGAGACAACUUUAAAGAACUCUAAUCCUACUAACUCGGUGGCAAAAGAGCUGAAAGAACGAUUGAUUGAGCAAAUGCAGCAGCGUUUUGAAGCAGUGAAGAAUAAUCAAGUUUUGCAAGCAGCUUCAUUUAUUGAUUCAAGAUUCCGAAACCUCUUGUCGGAAAAAGCUAAGGAAAGCACUCGGAGUUAUCUUUUAAGGCAGAUGAAAGAAAUAAGUUUGCCAGAGGAAGCUGACGAAGAAAACCAUACCACUGCUGAAAGAGAUGAAAAUUUAUUUGUAUUUAGAGUUGACGACUUUUUUGAUAUUGGAGAGGAUCAGGAAGCUUCGGUUCAGAUCAAUGUCAGCCCCGAAUUGGAGUUAGAGAAGUACGAAUGCGAGAAUGCCACAAAGUGGGACUUCAAUGAUGAUCCGCUGAAAUUUUGGAUUAAAAAUAGAGCAUUGUAUCCAAGACUUGCUCGUGUUUCCUUAGGACUGUUAACUGUCCCAGGCUCUGCUGUGGACAGUGAAAGAGGAGUAUCUCAGCUUAAUUUGGUCGCUCGUAAGCAUAGAAGCAAAUUGUCAAGUCUUAACAUCAACCGCCUAGUUUGUCUUCGAAGUCUUCCGAUCUGUUUUUGGGAAAGGUUGUUAAAUCUUCGAGGUCAUGAUUAAAUCAGAACUUGUUCAUUUUACCAUAAUUUGAUUUCAAUAAAUACUCUUAUUAC